AUGAUAUCCUUCCUCUUCUUUAUUAUCUUUCAAGUGAUUUUCCUGGCCGCUUGGGUUUCCGGCUACCUUGACCCAUACCAGAAGCAACUCCAAGAGCUCCUCUUGGAUUAUAUGGGCGAGACCAAGGUGUCUUAUGGACUCAAGAGAAGUCUCACAGGCAAAAAACUCACCGAAGACCAGAAUCUCAGCAAGAUUCAAGACCAACUUGGAGAUCAACUCGGUGGAAUGUUUGGCAAAGGUGGUCUCGGGGAAGGACUUGGUUCUGUAUUGAGCAAAGGUCUUUGA
Penicillium soppii is the source of this 285-nucleotide messenger RNA. RefSeq lists its product as uncharacterized. The transcript has 2 exons. The record is from RefSeq and is a predicted model, not a curated record. Lineage: Eukaryota; Fungi; Ascomycota; Eurotiomycetes; Eurotiales; Aspergillaceae. Bases 1 to 285 code for a protein of 94 amino acids.